Messenger RNA from Cladocopium goreaui, 18144 nucleotides. The record is from the annotation of a GenBank genome assembly. NCBI's taxonomy places the organism in Eukaryota, Dinophyceae, Suessiales, Symbiodiniaceae.
AUGGAUGAAUUCUUGUCCACAGACUUGGUUGCCGACGUCGACGAGGCCACGGACCUGUUUGCAGCAUCCGAUGCUGGUGAGCCCGAGGGUGACUCAGAUCCUUUAAAAGGAUUCAGGUUACGGUGGGCCAAGAAAAGAAAAGUCGAAGAAGAUGAAAUUGUGCCAUCUCCAAGUUUGGUCAGUUCAGAUUUUCUUGCACAGAAUCAGCAACAGGUUUCAGAGCCGCCAUUGUCAGCUGCUACUGACAGAGACCACACUACGUCUGUCACCAAUGCUUUCCUAACUGGUAUGAAACCCUCAACAAUUGUGUUGCCCUGGGAACAAUCAUGGUUGGCACCAAUCUUUGGUGAUCCUCUUGCGGCACCGUCAUUGAGCAUGCCAGCAAAUUGGAAUGCCCAGCUUUUGGAUCCCAUUGUAGAUGUCUUCCCAGGUGUCGAGGUGCAACCAAAAGAGCCGUUGGUAUUUGCAGUUUCGAAAUGCAUAAAGAACAGGGUUGACAGAUCGUUCAUCGAUGAGCGUGCGGUCCAGACUGACAAGGCGAUUGCAAAGUUGAAGUGCCUGUUGGAGAUUGAACUUGAGUUCAGUGGUGUCGGACGACAACUGAUGAGCGAGGCAACUGAGCAGGGCAGGAGUGACGUCUUGCUGGCAAUCCUGGGAACACGCAGCCCCGGGACAGUCAUUAAGAGGGUCAAUGCAUUGCUUCAUUUUUACAGAUGGUUUUGCACGCAGUUUGAACUUGAAUUUCUGCCCAUGUGUGAGAACGUGGCUUGGGAGUACAUCCAGCACUUGAGGACCUCGAAUGCAGCCCCCACAAAGGCAACAUCAUUUGUUCAGGCACUGCGUUUUGGGCACUACAUACUUCAAAUUGAUGGAGCAGAGGCGUGCAUCAACAGCAGGAGAAUUAUUGGAUCUGCAGAGUUACAGCUGGCCAUGAAGUCGGCGACAAAGCAGGCAAGGCCAUUGACCGUCGCCGAGGUCAGAAAGUUGCAUGCCGUGACUACUGACCAGUCAGCAAGUUUGCAGCAGAGGGUAUUAGCAUCACACCUUCUUAUGAUGCUGUACACCCGGAGUCGGACGAGCGACCUGGCCCAUGUUCAUGAAGUUCUCCAUGAUGUGAGUGCGAAGGCAUCCUCAUCUGGUGCCCCCGACUUCAUACAGAUUUCGACGAGGUAUCACAAGGCGGCCAAGAGUGCUGAGAAGAAAAGUCUUCUCUUGCCAAUCCUAGCAUCGUCGACAGCAGUGUUCCACGAUGAUUGGUUAUCAACGUGGCUGAAACUUCGCAGGCAAGCUGGAUUGAGGGUUGCUGGAGUUUUUGACUGUGCAAUUCAACCAGCCCCAGACCUUAGCCGGGAGGGGGCCUGGUUGCGCCGGCCUCUUACAUGCUCAGAGACGACAUCGGUUAUCCGGUGUCUUUUGCAGAUUGAGGACCGAGACGUCACGUCUCACUCGCUCAAGACGACAUGUUUGUCUUGGGCAGCAAAAGCUGAACUACCCCGAGAUCAACGCAGAUUACUUGGCAGGCACUCAUCAAGUUUGCAGGACUCAGACUCCAUCUAUGCUCGGGACCUUGCUGUGGCCCCGGUGAAGGCCCUGCAGCGGGUCCUCACUCUUAUUAGAGAGGGUGAAUUCGAACCGGAUCAACCUCGAGCCGAUUUCUUCAAAGGGGCCAAUCCAUUGGCGCCGGGCACGCCAGCACCAGUCUUUCAGCCUGGAACGCCGGCUUUUCUGACGAAAGAGACAAGAACUGAGCCUUGCGUUGCUGCGGUUCCAGAUGAUGAGUGGGAGCACAUCACACCAAAGAAGGAGGUUGAGUGCAUUGAGGUUGACGGUGUUCUGCAGGCGUUUGAGAUUGAGGUCCUGUCGUCAUCGGAUUCAUCGUCGUCGACAUCAGGUUGCGAUGACGUUGACUCGGACGUGGAGAAUGAGGUGGAAGUCAGUGAUGACAGGCGUCCACCCCAUGAAGACAGGUUUUCAUUGGACGUCAUGGUGAAGAAUGGGAGGACGGGCAUGAUCCAUAGUGUCCCAGACCUCGGCGCAGACAUUUCUGGGUCAGUCUACGCAAAUGGCGAGCUUCUUCAAAAGAAGACUACGAAGUGUGGACGGCUCACGUCAGCCGGUUUCAUUGUGGUGCAGACAGUUCCAGAUUGGACUGCCAAAUGGAUGCCGGUGCCAGAAUUGGAAUUUACAAGGAACGUGUUGGGCGCGAUGGCCACAAUGCAAGACGUGAGCUCCCUCAGGCGUUUGCUGUUUGAGGCCCAAACGUUGGUCAUGGCUCAGUUGCGCGAGCAGGUCUCGAACCCCGAGAUGCAAAUGACUCGAAAGAUGCCGCCAGUGGAGAGGGAAGCAAAAAUGAGACAACUGAGAGCCAGGCUGCCUGGCGUUUUGCUUGAGCAUCAGCUGGAGCCUUCGCAUGCCCUUUUGAACCUUGUGACCAAGCAAUUGCAGUACAUAGAGAUUGCAAAACUUACCAGUCGUGAACAUGAGGUAUUAUACUCCAAGUCAUCGAAGCAGCUGCAUGUUGACGCUGACAAGCUGCUGGUCAAGGAGGAGGCCAAGGUCCCUGACCAAGCUGCGAGCACAGAGCUCCAGGUGCUUGAAGCCCUGAAAAGACGUGGGGUAGCAUUUGCAUUUAUCGAUGCACUAUCUUGGGAUGUUCAUGAGCGCUACCUCCAAUCCCUCUUCAACCACCUGCGGACCGAGGCGCGCGAUGGAUAUGUGAAGACGACACUGCAACAGCUUCUCCGGGCUGACCGACAGGUUUUUCUCACUUUGAUCCGAAAGGAUGUGGAUGUUAGAAGGAAACCGGAUGACACUCUUGAGAUGGACACAGAGAUCAUGAACGCUUUACAAUCCUACGAAGUGGGUUUUCACUUGAUGCCACUGCCGAAGGCCAAAACGGCUGAAGCCAAACCCCAGCAGCCCUCUGCUUCUGGACAGCCAAGUCAGCCAUCGAAUUGGCAGUCACGUGCAGGUCAGCCUUAUCACAAGGGCUCCAAAGGAAAAGGAAAAGGCAAAGGAAAAGGGGAAAAGGUGGCAAACAUCUUGCCAGCCGAGUUGCAGAACAAGGGCUGCGUUGGAACGGAUGAUCACAAUCGAAGGCUGUGUUUCAACUUUAACCUCAACAAGUGCCAGGACGCUGCACAUGAACGCGUCUUUGACCUGGCAAGCAAAGGCGCUAGUUUGGAAGAUUGCCUCAUAGUGGAGAUCUUUGCAGGUUCAUCACGUGUCACGGCCUCGUUGAAACAGCUAGGACAAAGUAGCCGGCAUAAGCACGCCCAAUGGGGACUGAAUGCAACCAAUGGGUUUUCAACGGCUGAUGAGACAGCCUAUCCAAUGGGUGCAGCCAUGCUCUUUGCAGGCAUUGCAGAAGAUGAGAGCUUCCGUUGGAUAUCAGGCGAAUUUCUGCAGACCCUGACCUUGAAUGAGGGAGACUCGGGUGCCACUGAGGAUUGGCAGCUUCAGGUUUGGGGGACUCCUUGGACACCGGAGGAGUUUGUUGACAGGGCAGUUGUUGCCGGUCACCCAGCGAAGCUGCACUCUUUUCUGCCACUGUUGUUGCGGGACUGCAUUGAGAAGUCUCUGACGAAGUCAUGCUCACAGCGCAUGGCUCACAGGGCCCAAGCUCUGAAGCACUGGCUGCGAAGGUCGAUUCAGCUCAAACAUCAAGAGGAAGAGCUAGUGCGGACCUUGGAACCUGGAGUUGCUGAAGUCCUGCAAGGCAAGAGGAUCCUUGUCUGGAAAGAAAUGCUACAGUCCAUCAACUACAGCGAUAUGGGUGUUGUCGAUGAGUUCUGCGCUGGCUCCAGGUUGACAGGGCAGACAGACCUAACAAACCUGUGGCAAUCAAAGGUCACCCCUGCCACCAUGACGGAGGGCGAGUUGCAUGCCCAAGCAAGGUUGCAGCGGGACGGUAUCUGUGAAAGAAAACGGCAGGUUUUCUGUGGGACAGAAGCAGGUGGCUGGUCUGCCAUUUUGGCUCAAGCUGACCAGAUGCAAUCGAUUGGGGCCCUUCGCCAGCACUACAAUUUGCCGGACAACGUGUGGAACGCGUUCGUGCAGAUUGCGGGGGACCCGAUGGACGAUAUGCGACUUUUGGCUGUCCUACCUCCAAGCAUUGUUUCGGCAGCACUGGAGCGCAGUCAGUUGCCGGACGGGAGCUAUUUGAGCGCAGUGCAGGCCUCCCAUGUGGGAUUAGUCUACAAUUUAUCCAGGCGCAUACAACACACCCGAAGCGGUGGGGAUUGGGAUGCUUGGGUAGAAUCAUCCCCAUUUGGAGAUCAACGCAUCACGGUGGAGCCUGCGGUGACGAAGGACGCGUCAGACAGCAACGAAAGGAAAAUGAAAAUGACACAGAUCUUGGACCAGAUGGACGAUGGGGACUUUACGGUGCAGACGGAGGAGAUGAGAGCCAAGUGGUACCAAAGGAUCACAUGGCAUGCCCCGCACUCCAGCGGAACAACUCGCCUCAGGGCACAUGCAGGGAGGUCUCAGCGCCAUCACACCUGUCGUGGAGUCCUACAACAACAACACGAAGGCACAGGGCUCAACAGAGCCAUCAAGGAGGAGAAAACGCAAGUGGAGGAACGAUCAAGGCGCUGGAGAAGAUUCAAGGCCUUCAAAAGGAGCAAAUCCAGAAAAAGGAAAGGGAAAAGGAAGCAAAGGCAGCAGCGGCCAGAAAUGCUAUUCUUGGAACAAUGGCAAUGGAGUCUGUGGUGCACUCGCCCCUGGACAGAAGUGUCAAGCUCGGAUUCAACGUCUACACAAAUGCACCAUAUGCGAUUCACCGGGCCAUCCAAGCAGGGAGUGCCCGAAGAACAAGGAUCAGUGAAAGUUUGUGGAGAAGGUCAACAACACGAAGGCACAGGUGCAAAAUCUGAGAAGCCCGAGCCCAAGCCAGAAGCGGAGUCCUCAGCAGAGUACACCUACACCUACGAGACAGACGAAGGUGAAGCUGAAGACGGUGACGAAGGCCAGGAGGAUCCUGAUGAAAAGGACCCAUUGAUGUCACAGACAUUGGAAGAAUAUUAUCAGAAGAGGGUCUUCAUCUUCAUCCAUCACUUCGCGGGCCCUGCAGACCCACUCACAACAGCCAUGAGGAACGAAUCCCUCAAGCAGGGCAUCAGGCUCAAAGCCUACAGCGUAGAGAAGGAAAGCGGCACUGGAGAUCUCCUAGCCGAUGAACCGUACAAUACCCACUUGAGGUGGGCGAAGCGGGGCUAUGUCGAUGCAUUUCAUGCAGGAUUUCCAUGUUCUACAUUUUCCCGUUUGAGGUUCCGGCGAAGGGAAGGUUUACCGGGGCCAGUUCGGACGAAGUUCGAGCCUUAUGGACGGCUCACCAACAAUCCUGCUGCCCAAGCUGAGUGCGACCGGGGCACCGUCAUGGCAUGCAGAGCCAUAGACAUGGCCACAGCAGUGGGGGAAUCAAAACGAGUGUCAAGCGUGGGUGCAAUAGCAACUCUUGAAAAUCCCCCGCCAUCAAAUGAGCCUGAACACCUGUCAGCUUGGGAGUUGCCGGAGAUGGAGAAGUUCAGAAGAGUCAGACCGAGCCAGGGAGUGAUCUUCAACACCUGCCGGUAUGAAGAAGAUCUUGAACUUGGAAAACGCCACUUCAAGCCUCAGCAGUUCGAAGGCACGUUGAGGGGCAUGCAAUGCCUGUCACUCGAAUGCACUUGCGGGGAACCGGGCAACCAUGAUUCGAUCACGGGCCCUGCAAAAUCCAAAGCCUCGGCAACAUACCCCAAGGCCUUGUGUGAAGCUUACGCAAGACUUGCUGUGGAACAUUUGAAAUUGAUGGGCAAGGAGGAGUUCUUAAGAUCCCGUAUGGCAUCGCUGCAGAACACCAUCGACGUGGCGAAGGCUCGGAUUGUGAAAAGGGAUGAACCAUUUGGCCCCGACGCGCACGUCCAAGACGAGAAGAAGACGAAGGCGAAAGAAGCCAGAUCGAGGUCUAGGAGAAGAGUCCAUUAUCCUUCCCUUAGCCCUCCUACAAGACGUGAAUACAAAGCAGCAACGAUGCAUGAGAGGCCCAAAAGCCAAGCAAGGCCACCUCUCAAAAGAAGGAAAAGGAACAUGACUCCUCCCGAGGUCAAACUCAAGCCAGCCAAGGACGCGCUGAACACCCCCGAAGCGUAUUGGCAAGGUGGAGAAGGAAAACACGAAGCGCUCAGGCCAAGCACCUCGAAAGAAGCGGAUCCUUCUCUGCUGGAAUUCGUGGGAGGCAUGAAGGACCCAUACAAGGUAGUCUUGCCCAGGGCCACGCUACUGUCUCUGGGGCUGCGAAUCAGGGCGGCAUGGGAAACGCUGGAGAGGAGGCACAAAGAUGCACAUGAAGUUUCAGAGAAAUACGGAACGCCUGACUGCGAGAUGAAACACCACCUUGUGAGGGAGUGGAAAGCAGCUCUACGCAAAGUGCUAGGAGCUCAAGCGCCGCCUGCAGUCAAGAUCAAACCAAGGUGGAAGUAUGUGUCGCCCCUGGACCCGGAACUGCUGGAAGCCUGGGUCUCGAAAGGCUCGAACUUGGACUACCACGGCAACCAUGAGUUGGAGGACGCCGAAGCCCAGAUGAGCCACGGAGAAAUACUCAAUUACACCUCCGUCCUGGAAAACUUGGAAGACGCCCGCAUCGAGCUGAACCGGUACAAAGCGGAAGGCUUCAUGGUUGACGUCGACAAGGAGACGGUGCAGAAGGAAAUGUCUCACGGGACCAUCAGCCGUUUGGGCCUUAUUGUGAAGCAGAAGCCCGAGGGAGUCAAAAGGCGCAUCAUUUUGGAUUUGCGCCGGUCUGGGGGCAAUCGCAAAGCAGUGCUGCCAGAGAAGUUGGUGUUACCGAGACCACGAGAUGCAGUUGCCAUGAUGAGGGAUGUGUACAACCAACGCAGAGGAUGCGGAAGCGAUGAAGGCUACACACGUGAGCUGGUAGUGGUGGACAUCUCGGACGCCUUCAUGUCCUUGGCAGUUCACGAAGCUGAACUGCCACACACCCUUGCACCUCACGUAGAUGGCGAAGGUUUCCAUCUAUUUGUCGCCCUCCUCUUCGGCUUCAAAACUGCACCAUUGUUGUGGUCUCGAGUGGCAGCACUCGUCUCAAGACUCCUUCAGUCGCUGGUCCAAGGCAACGAAGCCCAGCACCAGACAUAUUUGGACGACGGUUUGUGGAUCCUUCAAGGGACGCUGAAGGAGAGAAACAGCAUACUGGCAAUGGUCAUCACGACACUCUUCGCCUUGGGCCUGAAGGUUUCCCUGAAGAAAGGCCUGAGAUCAUCUCAAGUGCAAUGGGUGGGCGUCAGAUUCACACUCAACGAGGACGCCAUCAUCUUGGGCCUGCCUGACAAACUCAUGUCGGACCUGCUGCAAGUCCUCAAAUCUUGGGCAAAUGCUGGCAUGGCGCCGAUAAAGGAGUUGAGACAGGUCGCAGGCCGCACCUCCUGGGUUUCAGGGAUUUUGCCACGUACGCGAUGGGUGGUCGCCGUAUUUUACAGAGUGUUGCACGAGAGGCUGAACGACAUAGCAUCAGGCAAAGAAGAAGAACGUCGCCAGCAUCGCAGGGAUGACAGAGCCAAAGGAGGCCUCUUCGUGGUCAAGCAAUUGGAACAACCGCGAGUGUGGCUGAUCAAAUACUUGGAGGUGGCGAUGACAAAACCCACGAGGCGCCUCAAGCUUGACACCAUGAAGUACCCGAAGGCCACAAUCGUCACAGACGCGUCGCCUUUGGGUGCGGGCGCAAUUUUGCUUAUCAACAACCGCAUCACGAAGGCAUACACCACCAAAGUGACGCACAGAGAUGCCAGGCUCCUAGGAUUCGAAGACAGCUGGGAACAGGCAGCCUCUCAAGGGAUUGCAGAGACGUUAUCGGUGUUGCUGGCCCUCAAACAUUGGGCGAAAGAACUGCAGUCCUGCCACGUGGAGCUUCAAGUGCAAAGCGACAGCUUGGUGGCCUUGGCUACAGCGAAGCGUCUGUCGAGCUCUACAUCGACGCUGAACUUUCUUGGCGCCGAGAUAGCCCUGGUAUGCGAAGAGAUCGGCAUUGAAGGUCUCAGGACGUCCCACAUUCCAGGGUCGGCCAAUACGUCGGCGGACUGGCUCAGCAGGCCAGACAAGAUUGCGAAGGAUGAAAUGCCAGUGGAACUCAAGGGAAUCCCCAUACACAAUGAGUUGCAAGUUCGGGGACCUGAGUUUUACCACUUGGCACCGCCGCAGUUGGCCCCGGAUUUGUGGCAUUGUCCCUUACGUGCCUGCUGGGCCACCAGCACUCUCUGCUGUGCCAUGGUAUCCUUCGACAUGGGGCUACGUGGCACUGCUCACCCUUCUGCUGGCGAGCUGGGGCAUAGUAGCUUGGUGCCUCUGCUGUUCCGCAACCGAGAGAGCACCCAAACAGCAGCACCUCAAGCAGAAGGGUGCCUCUUCCGCUUACUCCGGGACCCUCCCAAUGUCGCGGUACCCCAAGGAAGGCGUGUCUUUGGCGACGUUUAUCACAAGGAGGGAUCAAGUGUGGAGAGAUCAUCAUCUGAGGGGAGGCGACUGCUGGCUAGUGCUGGAUUAGCCGACAACACUUCAGUCGAUGGACCCAAUGACCCCUUUGACAAAGAGGAAUCACUCACGUCAACAGAGCUCUAUGGCACGAAGGAUAGGUGGGACAUCACCUCUCCCAAAUCUCAGUCCGGGAAGAGUGAAGGUAGCCCCGAAUCGAUGAACAAGUUCCCGCCAGAUCCUCCCUCGAGCGUUCCAGAAGGCGCACAACACAAAGGGCCUUGGUGGAGGGAAUUGUUAGCUUCACCUGUGAAGAAACUACGCCUAGCCGAACUGGGGCGCAACUUCAGAGCACUAGCUAUGCCCUCUUAUGAACUGCCGCCUGUGGAAACGCCUACAACAGGCAUUUUGCCUUUCGACAUGCACACGAAGGUUACGGAUCAGUCUCAGGGGUCUAUCAAACCUAAGAGCACGUUGGCCAAAGUUAGGAAAGACCUUCCAAAGAGGUCAUCUGGUGCGAAGCUACCCAAGCCCAACAGAAGGUCGGCGGUGAAGCUCGCAAAAGCGAAAUGCGCCCUGGCUGGCAUUGUAGCAAGGGUGGAGAAGGACUUUUGUGCAAACUCCUCAAGAGCAGCACGUGCGUCAAAGCGCAACACCAUCAAACAAAUACUUCGUGCAGGUAACGAGGGUCUCCCGUUGACACCAUUUUCACUAAAACUGCUUGCUGGCACUCUACGCGAAUCGGGCUACAAAUCGGCGCACUCCUAUCUCAUCGAAGCCAAGCUCGAACAUGUGGAGGCCGGACAUCACUGGACGAGUCUGUUGGAUCGUCAUUUCAAGCUUUGCAUGGCAGCCGCCAAACGAGGAACAGGACCUCGAAAGAAAGCAGCAGAAGUACCCGAAGGAACAUGGACCGACCAUUCGUUGCUGGAGGACCCUUCCGUGGCCGGCCUGAAGGUUCUGCAUUCAGCAUUGCUGUUCGCUUGCGGUGUUCAUUGGAUGAUGCGGGAGAUUGAACUCUCGAACUUGCGCACGGAGGACAUCAGAUUCGACUGUGCAAAUCGAAUGGUCACCAUCCUUUGGAGAGAAUCCAAGAAGGAUACCGAAGGCAUCGGCAUCUCACGCACACUUCAGUGCUUGUGUGAGAAUGGCUGCGACCUGAAGUGCCCCUACGCAGUGUUGGAGACAUUAGUGAACCACGCGACGCUGAGGGGUACUCCGAUGGGGGCCAUCGCGAUGGGCAAGAAGGGGCGCCUGGCCACCAAAGCCGACAUCGUCCACGAUUGGAGGAAGCUCUACGGCAAGGACGUCACAGGCCACUCAACUCGAAGAAGCGGUGCCUUGCAAUACAUCAGGAAAGGAUGGGCGGUGUCACAAGUAGGAUACCUGGGCCGUUGGAAGAGCAACAUCAUAAUGGAGUACGCACAGGAAGCACUGGAAUCCAUGGCGGUGAACAACACACAAUGUUUCGGUGUCAGCGGAGCCCAACUACAGAUGGCCCAACAGCUGAUCAAAGGAAACGCUCAGUGCAACGACAACCAACAGCUCUUGGUGACGAAGGCAGAUGCCGUAGUAGUGCAGAAGCUGAAAGAGGAAUUGGAAACAUUCAAGGGACACACCUUGGGGUCACAUGUAGCGUUGGAAAACGCAAUCAAGGAUGUCGAAGACCAAGUAGUUUUCUUUGACUCCGAGAUCGCGCAUUCAGUUUGGGAUCAGACAUUGCAGGAAGUCAUACGUGGUGAAGCCGAAGGGCCCUUCGAUCUGAGUGAGGUGCCUUCGGACUUUCCACUCAGCAGGGAAUCCCCAAAACCUCACACGCUUGACGUGGUGGCAGCGAUGAUCAGCACAGUGAUGGGCUACGCCGAAGGCGAUCACGCCUGGGUGUCGCGGAGUUUUGACCUGAGACCGUGUGGGGUCAUCGCAGUGGCCUCUCCUGAGCAUGAGGCGGAAGAAGACAGCCCUGACAAACAUGCAUUGGGCGAUGGUUUGAGGCACAUUUUCGCGGGGAAGGCUACUGGCACUUUACAUGCACGUGCCAGCCCAAUUCUGCGAUACGUCAUGUGGUGUGACAAGAAGGGCAAUCCUGCCUUCCCGUUGGUUGAGGCGUACCUGAGGAAAAGGCGUACCCUGCAGAAAGAUCCUCUCAGUGUGGCCAUGGUUGAGCACUUGGAGAAAGUCGUCAUGGCAGACAGGUAUCCAGAUCGAGACAGGGUGGCUGCGGGGUGCUUUUUGCUGUGCGUAUUUUUCAGGGCCCGUUUUUCAGAUAUGAUGAACUUGCAGGACCUCAUUUUGGAUGAACUGAUAGUGGACGGCACUGCCCAGGGUUACAUCGAAGGGAAGGUUGGUCGAACAAAAUCAGCCUACACCACUGAAAUGAAAACGAUGUAUCUUCCUAUGGUUGCACCGCGUUAUGGUGUUACUGGGCAAGACUGGUUCAGUGCAUGGCAAGAAGCUUGUAUCAGAUGUGUCAAACCCAAGGGUGAGUCAAUGCCAAUGCUCCCAUACCCUUCUAAGAGCGGUUGGACGAGGACGCCAUUGGGUGCUGGAGAAGGUGCUGACUGGCUGCGACAGUUAUUGCAGGUUUCUGGCAUUCCAAGUGGAUCCAUGGGAAACAUUGGAACUCAUUCCCUCAAGGCCACGACACUCAGUUGGAUGGCUAAGUUUGGGGCGCCCAUCAGUAUCAGGCAGCACUUGGGUUACCACAUGCCGAGUGCUGACAAGAUGGCACUUCUGUAUUCUCGUGAUGCAUCAGCUGGACCCAUCCGUAAGCUGGAAGAAUGCCUUGCUGAGAUCAGGGCAAAGUCUUUUGUCCCAGAUGCCACACGAUCUGGUUAUUUUCCGAUGCAGGCACAACGACCUGAUCCUGAUGUUGAGCAGGGCCUUUCUGGACGUGGUUCAAAUGGGCAUGACUGGGCAACUGAUUUCAGCGAUUCAGAUUCGGAGGACCCGAGAGAUGAUGAGCAUGCCUUCGAAGAGCAGCAGUUGAAUGAGGAGGCCAUGGACCACGUCGUAGGCCCUUGGGAUGAGCAUGCAACACUGGAAUCCUUGGGCCUUCAUGAAGAUGCCCCGCUCUUCAGGGCCCGUGCGGCUGCGCUUGGGUUGACAGAUGACGUCGUUGAAGCCUUGUGCACCAAUGGUGUGAACACACUUGCAAAGUACGCCUUCAGUUCUGCAUAUGUCCCAGGAAAUUCAGAUGAGGCCCCAUUUGUGACAGCCAUGACAACCGCUUUAGGUGCAGAUCCAACCCUUGGACAACUUGCAUCACUAAGGAGGCUUUUCCAUGAGGCCUACAGCCUUACAGCAGCGGAGCUCAAGCACUCAGUUGAACGGGUCGAAGACAUGCCAGUAAAGAAACUAGCCCAGCCUGAACGUGCAGACAGAUUGAAACGUCAGCAGUCCAAACUGAAGGGUAUCCGUAUUGAAGGAAAACUUGAACCAAGCGACAGGCUGGUAGACCUUGCAGUGUCCUUGUACGAGGAGAACAGACUGCAGCAUGUUGAACUUAGCAGGUGCACUUCGAAAGAACAGGAGGUCUUGAACUCAUCCCAGCGUGAAGACAAACAUGUUGCAAUUGAUGCAAGUGGAGCUGUCCGCAUUCGCGACAAGGAACACAAAAUGGAAGCAGAUUUAUCAUCAGACAUGUUUGUCAGGUUGGCUUUGAUGAGACGAGGCCUCGCCUUUGACCAGGCGAACUUGCUGGACUACCUGGAGCAUGACAGGUGGGUUGAAAAGAUUUUUGACUGUAGGGUUGCGAGUCAGCCGGACGGAUAUUCCAAAAUCAGCAUGCAGCAGAUUGUCAAUGCAGACCGAAAGCUGUUUGUCAAACUUGCAGAAGGGAGCAGAUCUGGCGUCCAGACCACAGCCACAGGCCGACCACUGGAUGCAAUUUUUAGGACCACCAUGGAGCACCCUGAUGUUUUGCACUUGUUGCAGCCGCUGCCAAAUAGCAUUAGCACGUCAGUCAAGAGGACUAGUGAUGCCAGUCACGACAGGCCUGAGGCUAAGGUCCCUAGACCCAAGAAUAAGGGCAAAGGAAAGUCAAAGGGUCAGGGCGGUGGAUCACUUACCAUCAAAAUGCCGGCUGGACUUGAAGGUUUUACAAUUAUGACACAUGCGCAUGGGGGUCAACUCGGAAGUUGCAACGGUCCUUCCUUUCUACUUUGCCUGCAAUGUGCGGCAUCCAAGCCCGCUGCCCUGGUGACCACGAACAUGCCCCGUUUGGGCGCACACGGCAGAGUGACGGAACCUUCAAAUAUGAUUUCCAAAAUGAAACUCUGGAUGAGCUGGGCUGAAGAGCUUGAAGCACAAGAGAGGGAACACAAGCUGAGCCUUGACCUGGAAGUCAGGCAAAUCCUUGCGCCCAAAAGGCUCCUCUUGCUCAGGAAGAUAGCUCGCAGCUUGGAUUGGCCUGAUACCAAUCUUUUUGACGAAAUCGAUGCAGGGUUCAAACUCACCGGAAUCCAGAGCCCUUCAAAUGUUUUUGGACUUGAACCCAGGCCACCGCAAGCCUCUGAAGGGGAGCUCUGGGCCAGUGCAAAAUUCAUCAGACCUGCGUUGAUCGGCAAGGUCAAAAGUGCAGCUCUUGAUACUGAGAGUCAACCAUUGUGGGAUGCUACAAUGGAGGAAGCGAGCAACCACCACUGGAUGACUGGCCCACAUACAGUCGAACAAGUUCAUGAUAUUUUCAAUGGACAGCCAUGGAUACCUGUGAGACGCUUCUCAGUUCUUCAGUCCUCGGGUGAUAGAAUGAAACUCCGGCCUAUUGACGAUUUCGCUGAAAACCGCGUGAACACGGCCUAUGGCUACUCAGAUAAGCUGGAUUUGCGUACCUUAGACCAGGUCGUGUGGAUGACAGCUGCCAUCACCCGUGCGUUAGCCUUGGGAUAUAUCUCAUUUCGAAGGAGUGAUGGGACCCUGCUGGAGGGGAAGGUCCACUCCGCUUAUUUGGAAGAGGGUGGUGGCCGACCUCUCCUUUCUGUUUUGGAUUUGUCAUCAGCGUACAAACAAUUUGCGAUUAGCAAAGACUGCAGGCGGCUCUCUGUUAUCGCCCUUAAGGAUCCUUCAGACAGUUCUUGCAAGUGUUUCAUUGGCAAUGUGCUGCCAUUUGGGGCGACAGCCAGCGUGGUUCACUUUAACCGCGUGUCCCGGCUGAUCCAUUCCAUUGGGCUCCAUGCUGGACUACUCUGGGGAAAUUAUUUCGACGAUUUUCCUAUGGUAGCACCUUGCAUUUUGAAGCAGUCCUCAAUGAACAUGGCCAAGCUCCUACUUGAUUUGCUCGGGUUCGAGUUUGCUGACCAUAAACUGAAGCCCUUUGACGCAAAGGCCACGGUUCUUGGGGUUGAGAUUGACACCAGCAAAGCUAUGGAUGGUUUUGUCCUGGUGAGGAAUAAGCCCGGCAGGGUAACAGAUGUCACGGAUACAGUCAAUGGAAUCCUGGCUCGUGGCACACUGACGUCAAAGGAAGCUAGCCGGAUCCUGGGCCGUAUACAAUUUGCAGAUGCUCAGAUCAUGGGUAGAGUCGGAAGGAUCGCCAUGCACGAGUUCAGGCUUGCCAUUAAAAGCCAAGAGAGCAUCGCCCUGGAUCGGUGUGCCAUUGAAUCACUGCAUGUCCUAAUGGACAGACUUUCUUCUGGAGAACCUCGAAUGAUCCCGUGCUGCGACCAGAGGCGGCCCAUUUUGGUUUUCACUGACGGAGCCAGCGAGGUUUCUGGCCACACUAUUGGUGGAGUUAUGUCCAAUGACAACAAGUUUGAAUAUUUUUCAUGUGCGGUGCCGGAGCGCCUGGUUGAGGAAUGGGGAUCCAUGUUUUCCCACUUCAUAGGACUCGUGGAGAUGUAUGCCAUAUUGGUGAGCCGGCUUCUCUGGGAUGAUCACCUUAUUGGGUCACGCACCAUUUAUUUUAUUGAUAACAACAGCUCGAUGGAUGCAUGCAUCAAGGGGACCUCCGGAUCUAAACCUGUCCGAGAGCUGUUGCUGUGCUGGGAGAAAAUGGAAGAGAAAGCCCGGACUUGGACCUGGUUCACAAGGGUCCCGAGUCAGAGCAACCCGGCUGAUGAGCCAUCUAGAGCAUGCCAUGACCUGAUGGUGAAGCUUGGGGCCGUGAGGCGUCAGGCAACUUGUCCUCUGACCGGAGUCGAAUCACUUCAGGAGAUUUUCUACACCAUUUUAUGCCAAUGCGGCGAUGCAAUCUUCCUGCAAUCCGCCAAGAUGUACUGGAAGGCCACUACUUCAGCCCUUGCCAUGAUUGAGGGCCGACACUGCCCUAAUAUCGAUACACCAACUCAGAUCGACCGAAAUGGACCUUUGCGCUGUUUGGCCACACUUUCAGCUCCGCAGUUCGCCCAUUUGGCACAACACGUUGACGAGGCCAAACAAGGAUUGCACGAGUUUUCUGCCUUCUUGCAGGCCUAUGGACAUCCGCAAUCCUUCCAUGAUCAUGCGCAAGACUGUUUACUAAUUCUGGACGAUCUGAGUCAUGUUUUGGGCCUUCCCAGAACACUUCGCGAUGCCAACCAUCCUGGUUUUGCACCCGAAUCGGUCGACUUUACUGUGAAGGCCGUCUUCAGAUUGUUGGGUUGGAGGUUUGCUGAGGAUGGACCGAAGGCGCCACCUUUCAGCAGCAGUCUUGUGGCUCUUGGAGUGCAGUUCGAUGUGUCGAAGUUGCAUCAAGGAUCGGUUAGCGUCUCCAACACCACGAACAGAAGAGAUGAGCUGGCCCAGGCAUUGGAUCAGGCUGUGACGUCAAGAUCCCUUGCAAAGCUUGAAGCCCUUAGAUUGCGAGGACGGAUGCAAUUUGCCUCUGGUCAGUUUUAUGGGCGGCUAGCCCGGCGGUGCCUUGCAGUGGUAACGCAGCAUGCCUAUGGCUCUGAGUCAUCAACAUUGGCUGAGGCUGCAAUACAUGCCCUGUCUCGCUUCAGAGACAUGCUGGUCAAUGGUGUGCCGAGGAUGAUUUCAUCGAAGGCCACGACAACUUGGUUUAUCUUCACCGACGCUUCACAUGAACCACAUGAGGCGGAACCUUUCUCUGGCGUUGGUGGGGUCUUAGUGGACCAGUUUGGUUGCAGGCGCCGCUUCUUUUCAGAACAGCUAUCACCUGACCUCUUGCGUGAAAUCAAUGUGUCUCAAAGGAAGACAAUAAUCUACGAAUGCGAAUUUUUCUCUGUGCUUUGUGCCAUGAUUGUUUGGAAGGAUUUCAUUCAUCAGUGCAACGUAGUGAUCCAUACUGACAAUGAUGCUGUCAGGGAUGCAUUCAUCGCUUGCCACACUAGCAGCGCAAAUUCUCUUCCAAUACUUGAUGCUAUCCUCGAAGCUGAGAAUGAUGCCGAAUGCAACUCCUGGAUCACCCGUGUGCCAACAGAGUCCAACAUUGCAGAUGACCCCUCGCAUUGGUCACAGUGGUCACCUGAGUUUCCCUCGUUGCCGACGUCUCCAGAUCGACUUCUGAAAUCCUUCGUGGAGAGACCGCCUGGAAGCACAGGCCUCCGGGCAGUUCAGCAGGCGCUGAAACUUCAAGAAGGUGUUGGUCUCUUCAAACUUCUUUUAGAGGAAGAAUCCAGGGGCGAGGCAGUGGUGCCAAUACCCGCCGUUCCUGCGGAGAGGGAUGGUCUGGUCCCCGGCAUUUUCCCCAACACCCUGGAGGUUCAGCAGCUCUUGCAGGAACUCGACACGGUGAAUGGAACGAUUCGGGCCCUGGACGAGAUGAUGGCAGCUGAGAACAUCCCGUUGGCAGAUUGUUUGGGUACGUCCUUUGUUCCAACAUCGGAGGCCCCUCUUGCGACCUUGCCGGGGCUCCAGAUCCCCAGUUCAGCGACCUUGCCUGGACUGCCAGAUCCAAUGGUUUCGCCACAAGGCUUGAGCAAUGUUCUCACCAGGGAUGCUCCCCCCAGUCGUCGGUUGGCGGAUGCUGAAGACACAGCUCACGUGGCUUCACUUCUAUGUUCUCCUGACAGUCCUCAACCACUUCAAGACCUGUGGGAGCCCGGUCCUAGUUCCAAGGUUUCUCCAAAACCACCGGACUCGCAGCAGCUUUUCCAAGUGGUGCCAGUCGAAGUGGGGGAAGCUCAAGAGGCACCGGUUGAGCCACCAGUGGCAUCCGAAGCGCCACCCUUGGAGUCGACUGCCAUUGGAAGCUCCCAAAAGCUGGUGAUGGAGGGUCCUUGGACUCAGAAUCUGAUGGAUGUGUCAAAUGUGCAACAUAGAAAUGGAGAGCAAUCUGGUGAAGGGCAUCUUGGACAUAGAAAUGGACAUAGAAAUGGACAUCUUGGACAUCUUGCAUCGCCAUUGCCGCCGUUGGAGGAUGCAAUUGAGAGUUUCUCCGAAGAUUUGGUGCUUCAGUCGCAGGAUGCCAUCCAAGCUACCGAGCCGAUGCUGGUUCCACAGGAACUGCAGCCUGACCAUAGAAAUGCCGACCAGUUUGGACCUCCAAACUCAAAGAAUCUGCAGGACACGCAAACAGCUAUGGUUCAAGCUGAAUCCACCAGGAAGAACCUUGACUCAGCUUUUUACAGGAAUGUCAUUGAUGUGACGGAUGAUCACCUUUCCCAGACAGCUGUGACUAGUGGAUUUGUUCCAGCUCAAGCCAUGGCAAUGGUGCCCCAUUCCCAGAAAGCUCAGGUGAACCGGGCGCCACGCCGCGUUCCACUCACUGAUGCGGUGGGUCGUCCGCUCAAGCGUCGCCGUCCCGCGCUGCUGUCGCAGCAUCUGCGGUCGCAUGGCUUGACGCAACAAAUGACGGCCUCGCAGCGUUUGUGCGUCAGCCUUGCUCGGCGGCGCCAAAGCCGACAGGGAAAGGCUUGGAUCCUGUCACAGGCGGCACAGGCGAGCACUCAGAAAUCCUCCCGAAAAAUGUCAGACCAUCCGGACCACCAAACUGCCAAAGUUGCGGUUUCGCAGGGAAAAUCUCCUGAAAGGCCAAAUGUUCUGUUCACUGGAUUCUCGCGCAGUGAUUUACAUCAACUGAAGCAAUCUGUGAAUUGCUUGGGAGGAUCAGCUGUGAGGGAUUUGCCAACAGGCCGAAGUGCUGCAGAGACUCGUGUGGUAGUUCGAUGCACCGUCUCAGAAGGUCGCCAGAUCGCCGGGGCUCGAACCAUCAAAUACCUGGAUGCGGUGCUUGCGGGUGCGUGGGUCCUUUCGCCUGACUGGGUGCAUGAAUCGAUGAGAGCAGGGCAUUGGUUGGCUGAGGGCAAGUUUGAAUUGCAAGGGGAUACUGCCAAGAUGGGUGGGCCUUCCCGAGGGCGACAACAUGGCCCAGAACUUUUUGCUGGAUUCCGUUUCCACUUCGUGGCUCAGGUCAGAAAGCCUAAGAAGGACCGUGCAGAAGGACCUGCUCCUCAUGAGCUUGUGCGAUUUGCCCGACGGGCUGGAGCGGAGGUUGUGGAUACGCUUCGAAAGCUUCCGGAUGCGAAGGAAGAUCCACCACAUCUUGCCGACGAACUCUUAUCAUCCAAAAGGAAACGAAAGCGCUCAUCAAAUUCGACGAAGGAAACUUCCGGCUUCCCCAAUUUGUGGUGGCGUAAACCAAUUAUGGUCACGGUGCCUUCAAAAGCCACGAAGGGACGUGGUUCGGAAAGAACCACACGACUUGCUGAAGAACUUGGGUGGGUAAUCCUACCCUCGAGCUGGAUGCUUGACUGCAUCUCUGGUGGUGAGGUCUGCUUGCCCACGGAUGAGAAGGGUUAA